Vitis riparia (riverbank grape) is the source of this 2551-nucleotide messenger RNA. Its product is annotated as probable potassium transporter 13. Gene Ontology annotation, biological process: potassium ion transmembrane transport. Gene Ontology annotation, cellular component: membrane. The record is from RefSeq and is a predicted model, not a curated record. Bases 144 to 2345 code for a protein of 733 amino acids. Gene Ontology annotation, molecular function: potassium ion transmembrane transporter activity. NCBI's taxonomy places the organism in Eukaryota, Viridiplantae, Streptophyta, Magnoliopsida, Vitales, Vitaceae. The transcript is spliced from 10 exons.
CCUUUUUCUCUCUCUACUUUCUCUCUCUAAAAAUACAGUUUCGGAGUUUCCUCCCAUCAAUGUCAGUGCCGGGAGGGCCUUGUACUUAAGAGUGCAACCCCGUUACUGCACUUCAGGCUGUUGGUUUCUUGCUAGAGAAAAGAAUGGAUACUGAAAUGGGUUCUGUUAACCAGGAGUCUCGACUGAAAUUCUACAAGACAACUCUAUGUCUAGCCUAUCAGAGCCUCGGGGUUGUUUAUGGGGACUUGAGCAUUUCCCCAAUAUACGUCUACCAGACCACAUUCUCAGGGGGGAUGAGACUUUAUGAAAACAACCAUGAGAUUCUCGGGGUACUCUCUUUGGUUAUCUGGACUUUGACUAUUAUCCCUCUCUUCAAAUAUGUUAUAUUUGUAUUAGGAGCUGAUGACAAUGGUGAAGGUGGAACCUUUGCAUUAUAUUCACUGCUAUGUCGACACUCAAAGAUGGGCCUACUGAACGCUUCCUAUGCUGCACGAGAAAAUAUUUCUUCUUGUGACUCUCAAAUUUCAACAGAGGAGACAAGAACUAGUUUACUUCUAAAGGAAUUUUUUCAGAAGCAUCGAAGUUCACGUAUUGUGCUGCUGCUAGUCGUUCUCCUUGGCACAAGCAUGGUUAUUGGUGAUGGAAUCCUCACCCCAACAAUGUCGGUCCUCUCUGCAGUUAUUGGAAUUAAAGUGCAGGUUAAGGAGUUGCAUGAGGAUCAUGCUGUCAUUAUUGCCUGCGUGAUCUUGGUGGGACUUUUUGCUCUUCAGCAUUUUGGGACACACAAAGUUGGGUUUCUUUUCGCUCCAAUUCUGAUAGCUUGGCUGCUCUGCAUCAGUGGCAUAGGCAUCUACAACAUUAUUCACUGGAAUCCUCAUGUUAUCCGUGCUAUAUCACCACACUAUAUCUAUAACUUUUUUAGGGAAACUGGAAAAGUUGGGUGGAGUUCGCUUGGUGCCAUUGUUCUUUGCAUUACAGGUGCUGAAGCUAUGUUUGCUGAUCUAGGCCAUUUCUCCAAACUCUCAGUCAGGAUUGCAUUUACAGCCAUUGUUUAUCCUUGCUUAAUUCUGGCAUACAUGGGUGAAGCUGCUUACUUGUCCCAAAACCACAAGGAUGUUGAACAUAGCUUCCACAAGGCUAUCCCUAGUAAGAUUUAUGAGCUGAUGUUUUGGCCAGUAUUUAUCAUAGCAACUCUUGCAACUGUUGUGGGAAGCCAAGCAAUAAUUUCAGCUACCUUCUCGAUUAUUAGCCAGUGUAGGGCACUGAGAUGCUUCCCACGGGUGAAAAUAGUUCACACUUCAAGCCAAGUGCACGGACAAAUUUACAUACCAGAGGUGAACUGGAUUUUGAUGGGAUUGUGUAUUGCUGUUGCUAUCGGUUUUAGAGACAUUUCCAUGAUUGGCCAUGCAUAUGGUCUUGCUGUGAUCACUGUAAUGUUUGUCACAACUUGUUUGAUGUUUCUCAUUAUUAGUACGGUUUGGAAGCAAAACAUUAUGGCAGCAUCCAUGUUUAUAGUCAUAUUUGGAUCUGUGGAGCUACUAUAUUUCUCGGCAUGCAUUGCUAAAGUGCAAAGAGGAGGCUGGCUUCCCAUCCUCUUCUCUUUAGUCUUCAUGUCUCUGAUGUCUAUCUGGCAGUAUGGGACUUCAAAGAAACACCAAUUUGAGCUAGAGAACAAGGUAUGCUUGAAGAGCCUCUUCAGCCUUGGUCCAAGCCUAGGCAUAAGUAGAGUUCCUGGAAUAGGCCUAAUUUAUACCAAUCUAGAGUCAGGGGUCCCUCCCAUGUUUACCCAUUUUGUCACAAACUUUCCUGCUUUCCACCGGAUCCUCAUCUUUGUGACGCUCCAGUCAUUGAUGUUUCCAAAAGUUCCACCUAGUGAGCGUUUCCUUGUUAGCCGGAUUGGCUCAUCAGAGUUCUACUUGUAUCGCUGUGUUGUGAGAUACGGAUACAAGGAUGUGAGGGACAGCUAUGACUUUGAGACUAAGCUGAUCGAGAAAGUGGCAGCAUUCUUGCAAGGUGAAGAACUGGUAGUCAUGGAGCAGCCGAUGGAGAAAGCAGUGGCAACGGGAAAUGGGGCUGGUGUUGGUUCUGGCAAGAGGAGAAAGGUGCAGUUCCAAUGUGUGGAAUUGAAUGAGGAAGUGAAGGAACUCAUGGAGGCAAGGGAAUCUGGUGUGGCAUACAUGAUUGGAAAUCCAUCUAUAAUUGCUAAUGAGGUGUCAUCCCCAGUGAAGAAGUUUGUCAUCAACGUUGUCUAUGGCUUUCUCCGACGUAAUUGCCGCCUACCUGCCAUUGCUCUUGGGAUUCCACACACCUCCCUGGUUGAAGUGGGCAUGGUCUAUCACGUCUGAACAUACGGAAACAGAAAAAACAUCAUGGAGGUGACAACAGUAUAAGAAAAAGAAAACUGUAGCCAUAGAGGGUUUUUUUUUUUUUAAUUUAUUUAUUUAUUUAUUUUUUUGUAUGCUCAUAGAACUAGAAAAGGCAACACUUCUCUGUAUACAUGUGCAUUUCUGUUCCAAUAAUACUACAAUUAUACAUAGUUUUUUGUGGUGAA